Molecule: messenger RNA, 3449 nt
Organism: Misgurnus anguillicaudatus (oriental weatherfish)
Lineage: Eukaryota; Metazoa; Chordata; Actinopteri; Cypriniformes; Cobitidae
Product: potassium voltage-gated channel subfamily A member 3
Biological process (GO): protein homooligomerization; potassium ion transmembrane transport; action potential
Cellular component (GO): voltage-gated potassium channel complex; membrane
Molecular function (GO): protein binding; delayed rectifier potassium channel activity
Source: RefSeq, a predicted model, not a curated record
UUGACGUUUUGGUUGCUGAAAAAAAAACUUUGCUUAAACAUUAACAUCUCAAGACGGACUAGGUUUGAUUGAUUUGAUUUACUUUUGGGUAUAUUUCGGAAUCAAACGUCGCACGGACGCUCCCCUACAAACAGCGGGGUGGGCUUCAGUGACGCGCGUCUGAGGUUCAUGUUUAUGUCUGUCAGGUUUGUGAUUGGGCGACGCGUAGAUGUGUGCUGGGCAUCCGCGCGCCGUGGGCGGGAACAGGAAUGUUUAUAAACCCCGGUGCGCGCGCCGUGGGCGGGAAGACUGGAUUGAGAAAGUAGUGAUCCGAGAGGGAGAAAGGAGAAAGCGCGAGGACGCGCGGCUGCAACGGGCGGCUGUGGCUGACUGGAGCUCGUGGUGGAGGCGCGGCUUCCACUGCCCCUCCACCUAAGCAGCUGUAUGGACGACCACCUUAGCCUCCUCCACUCGCCUCCACCUUCCUCAACCAAGCACAGGGGCAACCUCGUAAACCACGGCUACGCCGAAAACGACCAGUACAUCAUGACAAUUGUUGCUUGUGACAACAUGCUGGAGGAGUCGGCGGCGCUGCCCGGGCACCACUCGCUGGAGCGCUACGAGCCAGACCACGAAUGUUGCGAAAGAGUUGUCAUCAAUAUAUCAGGCUUGCGAUUCGAGACACAGCUCAAAACCCUUUCUCAAUUCCCCGAGACUUUACUCGGAGACCCCAAGAAGAGAAUGCGCUACUUUGAUCCAUUGAGAAACGAGUAUUUCUUUGACAGAAAUCGCCCAAGCUUCGAUGCCAUUUUAUAUUACUACCAGUCAGGGGGGCGUAUACGGAGACCUGUCAACGUUCCUAUUGACAUUUUCUCAGAGGAGAUACGCUUCUAUGAACUUGGGGAGGAAGCCAUGGAGAAAUUUAGAGAAGAUGAGGGCUUUAUAAAAGAGGAAGAGCGCCCUUUGCCCACUAAUGAAUUUCAGCGACAGGUGUGGUUGCUGUUCGAGUAUCCAGAGAGCUCAGGUCCAGCCAGGGGUAUUGCUAUCGUCUCGGUUUUGGUGAUUUUAAUAUCUAUCGUUAUUUUUUGUCUGGAAACGUUACCCGAGUUUCGAGAUGACAAAGACCGCACCACGGCCGCUCCCCUAAUAAACGGAACUCUCCCUUACUUCACGAGUCCCUUUUCCGACCCUUUCUUUGUCGUUGAGACCCUUUGUAUCAUUUGGUUUUCUUUUGAACUGCUUGUCAGAUUUUUUGCGUGCCCGAGCAAAGCUACGUUCUCCAAAAACAUCAUGAACAUCAUUGACAUUGUGGCAAUCAUACCCUAUUUCAUCACCCUAGGGACUGAACUCGCCGAAAGGCAAGGAAACGGCCAGCAGGCGAUGUCCUUGGCCAUUCUCCGGGUCAUCCGACUAGUCCGGGUGUUUAGGAUUUUUAAGCUAUCGCGGCACUCUAAAGGUCUCCAGAUUUUAGGGCAAACCCUAAAAGCCAGCAUGAGAGAGCUGGGCUUGUUGAUAUUUUUUCUCUUCAUUGGGGUUAUACUGUUCUCUAGCGCCGUCUACUUCGCAGAGGCAGAUGAUCCCGACUCGGGCUUCAACAGCAUCCCAGAUGCGUUCUGGUGGGCGGUGGUAACCAUGACGACUGUGGGAUACGGAGAUAUGCACCCAGUCACCAUAGGGGGCAAAAUCGUUGGCUCUCUGUGUGCGAUUGCGGGCGUGUUAACCAUCGCUUUGCCAGUCCCUGUUAUAGUGUCCAAUUUUAACUAUUUCUACCACAGAGAGACCGAGGGAGAGGAGCAGGCUCAGUACCUCCACAUUGGCAGCUGUCAGCCUUUGUCCUCCUCCGAAGAGUUAAAGAAGACGCGAAGCACGUCGUCCCUCAGCAAAUCGGAAUAUAUGGUCAUUGAAGAGGGCAUCAACAGCGGGUUUAAGCAGCCCAACUUCCCCGCUCACAACAACCAAAACUGCGUAAACAUUAAAAAGAUGUUCACAGACGUCUAGACUGAUAGAAAGAGAACCAAGGCAGCUUUCCAACCGUACCAAUAAUACUUCUGACGUAUCAGUGCGCAAAGGCAAUGCUGUAGGUUAAUGUCAUGGCUCAUGGCAGUGGAGUGCUCCAUUUCCAAGACCGAGAGUAAAUUAUUACGCGUUUUUACGCGCCGGUCCCAUGCAGUGUUUGUCACCUAUUCGAUUUAACCAUAUUACUGUGAGAACAAAGCCACUUUAGGGUACUUUCACUCAUGUAGGCAGUAUGUGAAAUAAGUAUAUCGACCUAAAUAAUUUGCUCAUUGCCUAUUAUUUUCUUCAGUUUAUUCGCGAAAAAAAUAGGGAGGGCAGAAACGGAGAGGUAGCCUAUAUUGUGUAUUUUUACACAUAUGGACAAACGGAUAACAUAUCACUUGUUGAAAUAAGUGUCUUACAAUGACUGUUAUUGUGCUUAUUUUCUGUGUUUGUGUCUCGUCAACAAAGAUGCAUAAGAUGCUGUACGCGCACUUUUGUUCUGCUAUUUGCGCAAAGUUAGAAAUUCUGAGAAUUCCGACUUGAAAUACGUUUCAAGCACAAAUCUCAGACACUUUUUAAUGUGCAACUAUGAGACAAGCAGGGUGGGGAGAUCGCUUUCGACUGGAUACUUUUAAUCACGUUGGAGUGAUGCAGUCUCCAUAGCGACCAUAGGCUCCGCACUAACCCGCUACUGUUGCCAUGGCGUUCAGCAAUCCUUCAGACUGUUUUUUAGUCUGAAAGAAGAUUCAACCAAGAAUGAGCUAAUAUGAACUCAUAUGGAUGCUACAGAUCAAGGUGGAACCACAACAACACGGUCCAUAUAAAAAAAAUGUACAGGAUUAUAUUCUAAAUUUCCACCCAUUAAGACACUGUCUGGGAUAAAGUGCAAUACGUUCGAGUUGUUAUACACCAAAACACUGCCCAAUACACUGAUCAUCACAAGAGGCUGCUCUACCUACGCCAAAUGUUUUGAGCCAAUCUCUAUUCCCAAACAGGAUGGACAUCUCGCCAUGUCUUAAUAAACAGCAGUGAGGAAAGAGAGAAAAGCCACGAUGCUUGAAAUGAGGCCGGAUUGCCUGUGUGGACACCAGCUUGCCAAACAUAGGGGCUCGUGAACUGUUCCCUUCUCCUCCAUUCUUAGGAGGAGGUGCCUUUAAAAACCUUACCCCCUACAGCCUUCGGGCCCUGAUUUCCCCCUGGCUAGACAGCCCAGCACACCACUUGCCUUUGUUGUCUUUAGUAUUCUAUUGCUUUACCAAAAGAAGAUGGACUCCUAUGUUCAUGUGCUUUUUUUGCUGCUACACGUAAGACUUUUAAGACCUUCUGCAUAAGUGCUUCUACACGCCCCUCCUGGCCUCCGCCAUAGCCGGGCGUUAUAGGGGUGUGCUAAUUAUGCUACAUUCAUCAGUUGUCAUUUGUCGUCAGGUUGUGAUGUCGUCUUUAACCUUGCUGUAUAAACUGAUAGUCAUGAA